CUCCUGUGUCCCUGGGGUGAGGCACCUUUAUUCUUUCUUGUUUUUAAUGGUCAUCUUUUUAGUAUGUGUUUCACAUUUUCCAGCAAGAGGGGAAGCCAUGGUUGGGGCAUAUCUGGACAUGAUGAGUAUGUGCUUGUCAUGAGGGUGCAUACGUAGCCUAGAGCAGUGUUUUUCAAACCAUGGGUUGCGACCCACUCCUGGGUCGCGGCAUGUAAAGCGCUGGGUCACCUUGCUCUGGUCAGCACCGCCAACCAGGACUUUAAAAGUCCCAUCGGCAGUGCUGCCCAGCUAAGGCUCCCUUUUCCGACACCGCGCUGUGUCCCGGAAGCGGCCAGCAGCGGGUCCAGCUUCUAGGCGAGGGGCCAUGGGACUCCGUGUGCUGCUCCACCCCAAGCACCGGCUCCACACUCCCCUGGACCAGCAACAAAGAUUGUUUGGUGUGGAGAAACCCAUGCUACGAAAUUCACUGCAGAGGUAUUUGAUGUAGGAUGACUAUAACAUUUAUAUAUCGUGUGUGGAGGAGAUCCUGUACGUUAGUUACAGUACAUACUGUGCACUGAGAAUAGACCACUAUAAGAAUGACAUUUAGCACUGACCCUCUUCUUCCUCCCCUGCUCCCCAUGACUUUUGGUGCAAAACCCCUAUACCAAGUGCUCUUUCAACAAGUACCCUUGGUGGAAAUUGAUGGGAUGAAGAUGUUGCAGACCAGAGCAAUUCUCAGCUAUAUAGCAGCAAAAUGCAACCUCUAUGGAAAGGAUCUGAAGGAGAGAGCAAUGUACUGUAACAACGCUAUUCUUACUCAGUCUUCUGUAGCUUUUAAAGCAAGAAUAAGCAACAUCCCCACAGUUAAGAAAUUUCUGGAGCCUGGCAGCCAGAGGAAACCUGUUCCUGAUGACAAAUAUAUGGAGACUGUGAAGAAAGUUCUCCAAAUGAACUUUUAAUGUGUAAGCAAAUUAAUGUGGCUGGUUAAAAUAGCACUGGUGAGCUCAGUUCUAGCAAAUACUCACACUUAAAUUGCUUAGAAUGUACAUGUGCUGGUAAAUUACAGAUAAAGGUACAUCACACUUGAAUGGAAGAGCUAACUGAACAAUAUGUGAUGCUAGAGAGGUGGAUAACAAAUAGAAAACACAAUAUACAAAUAUUAAUUACUAUGCUACUUGUCUGCAUUUAGUAAGAUGUAGUGUGGCUGAUGUGAUUAGGCCCUAUAUUGGUGUCCCCUGAAUAGAUACUUGGACAGAGUUGGCAACGGGCUUUGUUGCAAGGAUAGGUUCCUGGGUUAGUGGU
This is a messenger RNA of Dermochelys coriacea (leatherback sea turtle), 1284 nucleotides long. RefSeq names its product glutathione S-transferase 3-like. The record is from RefSeq and is a predicted model, not a curated record. Bases 579 to 941 code for a protein of 120 amino acids. Gene Ontology annotation, molecular function: glutathione transferase activity. The transcript is spliced from 2 exons. Lineage: Eukaryota; Metazoa; Chordata; Testudines; Dermochelyidae. Gene Ontology annotation, biological process: glutathione metabolic process.